CCCUGGAAUGUAGUCGCGCUCGGAGCUCCUUUGAGCCGCCUGGCCGCAGACCCGGAAGCGCGCAGCGGUCUCUUGUUUUGGAGUAUUGGCGCCAAAGGACAUCCGUUUUAACGGAGGGAAAAGUGGACAUGUCGGCGACCGGGCGUUCUGGCCACACCCUUUGAUUACCACGGAUGGCUCAACGCGUCCUGAGCUGUCGGCAGACAAAGGGUGGGACUCAAGAGCGCCCCCGCUCCGGUGUGAAAGAGGGAACUUCCGGCCCCAGAAAUCAGACCAUAACAAAUUUCUUUAAACCGUCUCAAAACUCAGACUUAAGCACUCUCAACUCCCCGCACAAAAGAAGCAAUGAGUCACUUAAUCUGCUGUCUUCAGGAGUGGAAGCCAAGAAAACCCCUUCAAAAAGGAGGAGAAUCGCAGUUGGAUCUCCUACUAAGAGUCCGAUUAUGGAAGCUUUUCUGCAAAAAGGAAAGACCCAAAACCGUUCACUUGUAAGCAAAGCACCUGGAUAUAAUUCACCAUAUGGUUCAGACAAAGGCUCUGAAGACCGCCGUAUCAUACGUGAACACAAAUACUCUUCGAACGUUUCAAGUUCGCAGACCUCGAGCAACGGAAGCUCCCAAAACAAUGACCUCUCUGAAUACCUGUGCAUCGGAAAGUCAAAGAGCGAGCUGCUUGAACAUCCAAAUAGUUUAAGUUCAACAUCAGUUAAAGAAGUUACCGGCUUAAAAUCGGGAACAUUCACAAAAGGGAGUAGCCUCUCGCGUGCGUCGCCCCGCUCCAAGGACGGUUCUCCUAUAGUCUCUGGUGCUUGUAACGUAGCUGAAGAUGACCGUAUAGAAGCGAUUUUGGGGGGAUUGGCCGAUUUUCCUUCUGCUCACCCGAACUGUAAUGCUGCAGUGAACGGUAGCUUGACUCAUCCACAGCCUACAAAGAAUUCUUUACUCGAAAGGAGUUCCUGUUCAAAGACUGAACAUUCUUCUUCAAAAGGUGCUUUUCAGAGGAACAGGAGUCAUAAAAGACUAAGAUACAGUUCGGACAGCGAUGGAAGUGAUGUCCAAUGUUCUAGAUUAAGCACUGAUGAUGAUGAAGAGGAAGAGCUCCAACCACUGGAAGAAAUUCUGAGUCUUGUGUCAAAGCCUCUCCCUCCUACACCCCAGAAAUCUUCAACAAAGCCUGACAAAAAGACGACUUUUAAGACCAACAAUACUCGGCCAUACGUGAACAGCUUGGACAAGCUUGUAAAGGAGAAAAUUGAAAAUGAAAGGUUAGCUGAUAUGGAAAAGAAGCUAAACGAAGAUCUGGAGAGGGGAUUGGGAAUGUUAUCGACACAAUACAUGGAAAGCUCUGACGAAGGAGAACUGGAAGAAGAGCACAAGAUUUUCAUGAAUAAAUAUUCCAUGGUGUCCAAUACUAUACCUGAUGAGCAUCCGGGGGAAGAAAUAUUCUGUUUAGAAGAGUCUGGAAACCUCUUCACCCACUGCACACUCGAUCUGAGGAAUUCUAGGUUCUUUGGUCACAGCCCAGAAGAGAACCUCAUAUUUAGCUGCGAUACAGAAAAUCAGAUCCUCUUGGCCACUGAAGGAUUUCUAAGUCACCUGUACAAGUUCCAAAAAUGUCCAGUGUUUCUGAUGAAAUGGUUGUUCCAGAUGUCUUCUGUUCAUCCGUCCUUCUCGGUGUCGCAUAGAACUCUGAACACCUUAAUGGAGAUAACGUGUAACGCCCUUUCCAGUCCAGAAGCACAUAGUCUGUGGACUCCUACGUUGCUGGAUUUGGCUACAGUGUUUGUAAAUAUGGGCGUUAAUUUCGGGACACUCUUUCCUCUUCCACAUCUUCAGCCAACGUUUGGUGUUGAUGACCUGUUAUCGGCAGUCCCUGAAUGCAAAGUUGCUGGAAAAAGUAGCAUUUAUCCCUUAGAACAAAUUCAGAUUCUGGAAAUGCACAUUACCUGUGUGGUCAAGUUUGUAAGCUUUUGUACAGCCGUGCACCCAGAAAGCUUCGACGACCGGGAAGCACUUCUGCUCUUGGUGAUGGUCUUAAAAAUCUAUCUAGAGAAGCGGUUAAGGCACAUUCUCGUUGUGGACUUGCACGGCCUUGUGAAACACCUUCUUCAAAACAUUAAAGACUGGGACACCAAGAUGUCUGAGUUGUGUUUGGCAGUUAGCCAGCUUUCCACGCACCACCACAAUUUUGUGACGCUUGUGCAGCUUAUCCCGGCCUCCGACGUUCGUGGGAGACAGGUGAGGAGACGACUUAGCCUGAUCUUUAUUGCAAAACUCCUUGAUGGAAGCGCGACAUCUGUACCUACAGACUAUGACUCGCAGAUGCUGUUCCUAUGCCACUGCUUUGUUCACAUGAAGCCAACAUCCCUGGUUAAGGAAAUGCUAAAAAAUCCCGAAAACAACUCAAAAACAGACCUUGAACUGGAAUAUGAGGCGUACUACCUGACUUCCAGUCUGCUGAACCUGAUGACCGAUGCUAGCACUUCUGAUGAAAAUCCUUCCGCGCAGAGAAAAUAUGUUCAGAAACUGUGCACUGCACUGGAGAAGCACAUCAAAUGUGAUAUCCACGAGCACGCAAGGUUCUUCUACAGAACACAGGUGAAAGAUUUAGUUGCCAGAAUUUAUGGUAAAUGGCAAGAAUUACUCCAUUACUCCCGACCUAAUCAGGGAAAGCUUCAUGAUUAUUGGGAGCCGGUCCACGAGAACUCAACCCCAGGCACCUCGCAGGAAUGAGAGCAGAAAGGGGUCUUUCAAACCUCGGCCCGGAAUAAACGAUUUAACCUGUUCACAUCUGUUUUAAGGUUUCAUUCAAUUACGUCAAUGGAGUAUAUUGAGCCACGUACAUACUGUAAUUUAUUUUUUGUAUUACACAGACAUUAUUUUGUAAUUAUGUAAAUGCUGUUCCUUUUUACAAAAUGGAACGUUGCUAUUAAACGCUUGUGGAACAGAAUAAAAAAUAAAA
This is a messenger RNA of Spea bombifrons (plains spadefoot toad), 2961 nucleotides long. It is a transcript of the gene SLF2, whose product is annotated as SMC5-SMC6 complex localization factor 2. Gene Ontology annotation, biological process: positive regulation of double-strand break repair; protein localization to site of double-strand break; DNA damage response. Gene Ontology annotation, cellular component: site of double-strand break; nucleus. NCBI's taxonomy places the organism in Eukaryota, Metazoa, Chordata, Amphibia, Anura, Pelobatidae. The transcript has 20 exons. The record is from RefSeq and is a predicted model, not a curated record. Bases 174 to 2732 code for a protein of 852 amino acids.